AUUAGGUAUUAGACUGUUUUAUACAUGUCUUUUUGUCAUAUCAAUCACGUCAGUCAUCCCUAGCAAUAGUACAUUGUUUACCGAGCGAGAAGACGGUCGACGGUCGCUUCUGCGUUAUUUCUAAGGUGAACAUAAUAUUUCCUACAAGACCGGAGGGCAAUCAAAUGUUCCAUCCGCAAAGGAGGAGGACAAUGGACUGAUUUCCAUCCUCGUUCGCGGAUAGAAACUCCCUGGUUUCCCUCCGCUGUUGCAGAAAAGAUAAGUAUCACGUAUUGAGGAAUGACUUCGAACUAAAGUCUGUGAGGAACAUCACAAGUGUCGUGGUAUCUAGGCCGUAUUCCGAUAAUAGCUGAAAGCGCCGAAAAUCUAGAGAAAAGGCCAGAGGUUGCAGAAAGUCCAAUAGUAUAAUCCUCGUGAUAUGAUAGAGACAGUGAGACAUACUGACUAAAGACAUAACAUUACUGACAGCGCUUUUAGUGAAUGUGGAAUGAGGAUCCCUAAAAUGAUUUAAAGGAUCCCUAAUAUCGGAACGUAGCUCCACUCUCGACAGUGUCGCUGUAGUACAUCGUCGAUGACAAUUCAUAAAAGUUCGAAACAACACUCAUCCGCGAUACGAUCAAGAUUAUAACAAAGUUAAAGUCCAAGCCAGUUAAGUGUCUCUUAUUGUUGAUUGGUUUGAAUUGAAUGUCCGAUAGAGGAUUUCAGUAGUCAAAAUGCAAUUAACAAGACUCAUAAAUAUUCUUAAUGGGACCUAUAGAGUUCGGCGAAAUGUGCGAACUAUUGCUUCAAUCUCAUCAUUAUCUGAAACCCAUCAGAUGCUUCAUAAAACAUGCAGGGACUUUGCUGAAGCUGAGCUCAAACCAAUAGCUGCUAAGGUUGACAGAGAGCACCUCUACCCUGCAGAACAAAUCAAAAAAAUGGGUGCACUAGGGCUCAUGGCAGUAUCAGUCCCAGAGAAUAUUGGUGGAACAGGCUUGGAUUAUUUAGCUUAUGCUAUUGCUACAGAAGAGAUAUCGAGGGGUUGUGCUUCUGCUGGAGUUAUCAUGAGUGUUAAUAAUUCUUUGUAUUUGGGGCCGUUAGAAAAAUUUGGCAAUCAACGACAAAAGGAGGAGUUUAUUACCAGAUUCACUGAUGGCACGAGAGUUGGUUGCUUUGCUCUUAGUGAGCCAGGGAAUGGAUCCGAUGCUGGAGCUGCUUCAACAACUGCCAAUUUAGAAGGAAAUAAAUAUCGUAUCAAUGGUACCAAGUGUUGGAUCACAAAUGGGUACGAAGCUGAAGCAACGGUUGUAUUUGCUACUACAGACAAGUCUAAAAAACAUAAAGGUAUCAGUGCACUUAUUAUACCCAAACCGAUCGAUGGACUCAACUUGGGUAAAAAGGAAGACAAACUGGGAAUUCGGGGAAGUAGUACUUGUUCACUAAUAUUCGAAGACUGCCUCAUACCUAAAGAAAAUCUAUUGGGUGAACCUGGAAUGGGAUUCAAGAUCGCCAUGAUAACAUUGGAUUCUGGUCGAAUAGGUAUAGCCAGUCAGGCGUUAGGAAUUGCGCAGGCAUCUCUUGAUUGUGCAAUAGAAUAUGCAUCGAAACGAAUUGCAUUUGGUAGUUCUAUACUGAAGUUACAAGCAAUCCAACAGAAAAUAGCAGAUAUGGCACUGCAGUUAGAGAGUGCAAGACUUCUCACCUGGAGAGCUGCCGUUCUCAAGGAUGAAGGAAAGCCGUUUACAAAGGAAGCUGCAAUGGCAAAACUGGCUGCUUCGGAAACUGCAACAUUUUGUGCACAUCAGUGUAUUCAAGUUCUAGGAGGAAUGGGAUACGUUGCAGAUAUGCCCGCCGAACGAUAUUAUAGAGAUGCGCGUAUUACGGAGAUCUAUGAAGGGACGUCUGAAAUACAGCGCCUUGUUAUAGCCGGGAAUCUUGUCAAAGAAUAUGGUUUGAAUUAGCAUUAAAAAUUAAAUCGAAGUAUUUGGGAAAUGCUUCACUUUACGAGAUGCUAAUCAAUAGUUUUAGUACUCAUUAGUUGAUCAUUGUCCCGACCAACAUUCAUUCAUUUGGAUGUAUUAUUUCCAAAGCACUAUCAGUUCUUCCUACUCAGGAGCCUUUUUACAAAAUCUUAUCAAAUAUGCAAAAUGUUCCUAUUUCAGAAGACUGCAAAAUACCAUAGAUUGCACAAGUUUGAGAAAGUUCAGAGUAACGAUAGUACAUAUUUUGAUCAAACUCAUAUUUAAUUCACAUAGCUAACUCUUACGGAAAACAUUACAGAUCACUUCCAUUUUAACAUGUUGAAUAUAGAGACGUUUUUAUUAAUAAAUCGGUAACAACACGAUAUUUAGUCACCGAUUUAUAAUCCAUGCUAAGCAAAGAGCAUCUGACACAUAUUUUAAUCACCGUGAUAAUAGUCCCCUGUGUUCCUAUAAUCAAAGCUGAUAAAUGGCUUGAAAAUCGCUCAAUAUUUUUAGAUGCAAUCAUGAAAGCGUUACACAUGUGUUGUGUGUAAAUGCAACUUUUGAUAUGGUAGAGGUACCAAUUUUAUAACUGAAUCAAAAUAACAAUCAACUUUCUCAUGGUGCUUAAAAAUUAGAACCCAGCAAUAUCUUGAAGUUUUAAUAAAGACGUCAGUAAACCAGCUGUCCUGUGAAUGAUCAAAUUAGUUUUAAUCAGUAUUUUUCGAAACUAUGGUUAUAGUGAGAUUGGUGCAAGAAUGCAAAUGCGUUUUUAUAUGCAUGUCAUACCUCUGUAUAUUUAAAGGAUUAAUAAAAUUCAUUACAUUGUAA
This is a messenger RNA of Athalia rosae (coleseed sawfly), 2771 nucleotides long. It is a transcript of the gene Arc42, whose product is annotated as short-chain specific acyl-CoA dehydrogenase, mitochondrial. Gene Ontology annotation, molecular function: flavin adenine dinucleotide binding. NCBI's taxonomy places the organism in Eukaryota, Metazoa, Arthropoda, Insecta, Hymenoptera, Athaliidae. The transcript has 5 exons. Bases 714 to 1940 code for a protein of 408 amino acids. The record is from RefSeq and is a predicted model, not a curated record. Gene Ontology annotation, biological process: fatty acid beta-oxidation using acyl-CoA dehydrogenase; butyrate catabolic process. Gene Ontology annotation, cellular component: mitochondrion.